GGGUAACUAAACGGUACUGUAAACAAAACGAACAAAAUUAAUAAAACAUAAACGAGGUAGGCCAAAAUAUGGCGAACUUUAUUGUUUUGUUUGUUGCAAUUGCAUCUUUUUAUGUGCAAAUAGCCAUCGGGCAAAGAUCGCCCACUAUAUCCUAUAUUUCGCAGACACAAAUCAAAGAUAUUGGAGGUACGGUAGAACUCUCUUGCUCUGUCCAAUACACCCAGGAUUAUUCGGUGGUAUGGAUGAAAGUAGACAAAGUAGUGACAGGAAACAGUUUACCCAUUUCAUCUGGAAGUGGAUUAAUUUUACACGACUCAAGGUUCUCUCUUCGGUAUGAUCCAACUAGUUCCACAUAUGUUCUGCAAAUCAAAGACAUUCAAGAGACUGAUGCCGGUACUUAUUCCUGCCAAAUUAUUAUUUCCCCCAACAAUAGAGUUAGUGCCGAAGUAGAGGUCGAGGUGCGAAGACCGCCGUUUAUAUCUGACAAUUCGACUAGAUCUGUGGUAGUUUCGGAAGGCGAAGCUGUUCAAAUGGAAUGUUACGCUGGUGGAUAUCCUCCACCAAAAAUCUCAUGGAGACGUGAAAACAACGCGAUCCUACCGACUGGUGGAUCAAUUUACAGGGGAACCACACUUAAAAUCAAGUCAGUUCAUAAAGAAGAUCGUGGUACUUAUUACUGUGUUGCAGAAAAUGGUGUGGGAAGGGGUACUAAACGUAAUAUAGCUGUUGAGGUGGAGUUUGCCCCUGUUGUUACAGUAUCCAAACCUAGGUUAGGUCAAGCUUUACAGUAUGAUAUGGAUUUGGAGUGCCACGUAGAAGCCUAUCCACCGCCAGCUAUUACUUGGGAGAAAGAUGGCAUUACUCUAUCGAAUAAUCAGCAUUAUAAAAUCUCACAUUUUGCUGUGGCAGAUGAGUUUACUGAUACCACUCUUAGGGUUAUUACAAUUGAGAAAAGACAAUACGGACAGUACAAAUGUAAAGCAGCAAAUAAGUUAGGAACUUCUGAAGAACAGGUGGAACUAUUUGAGUCCAUCAUUCCUGUGUGUCCGCCAGCCUGUGGGUCUAGUCGGUAUGGAGAAGCUUCUACUUUAUCGACAAGUAGCGCAACUUUGUUCAUUUCAAUUAUUAUUUUUAUAUACAGAAGUUUCAACGCCCAACACUAACUAUCCAGGAUUAACAUGGUUGAACCACGGUAGCAAAAUCUACCCUACUUAUAACUUUGUCUUUCUUAUUUUACCGAUGUGCAUUUUUUCAUAGAUACUUUUUUACACUAAAUUUUUAACAGAAAAUGACUGAUUUAGCUAGGUUUUUAGCUAGCUUACUUACACAAAUAGUAAUUAUACAAGAAGUAUUAGACGCGAAAACUAAAUGUAAAGUACUGUAAUUUUGUGUGAUUUUUUUGCAGCUAGGUUAAGUAGGGUCUUUAUUUAUAAGUCCGUAUAUAAACUCAAUGAAUGCAUAACUGUAUAAGAUUAUAAUAAGCAGCUUACAACUACUUUUUGUGAUGACGGCCACUAUACUCAUGAAUAUAUUUGUGAUUUUUACA
Molecule: messenger RNA, 1546 nt
Organism: Sitophilus oryzae (rice weevil)
Lineage: Eukaryota; Metazoa; Arthropoda; Insecta; Coleoptera; Curculionidae
Gene: Lac
Product: lachesin
Exons: 8
Coding region: 69-1163 (364 amino acids)
Cellular component (GO): neuron projection
Source: RefSeq, a predicted model, not a curated record